AUGGAUGCAAGGCUUGUUCAGCAUGUCGCGAGCCCGACCUUGCCACGUAUGCACCAACGCAACAUGCAGAAACAUAGAUAUGCUCCUCGUAUUGUGGCUGUGAUGACAAGGCCUACAGAAAAUUUAGAACGGUUAGCAACUACAAAGACGGAGUAUAAUGACAACUGGUUUGACAGAAUUGCUAUUAAUCAUCUAUCGCGGAGUGUACAAGAAACUAUAGGAUUCAAGAGCAGCAAGGAGGGAUAUGAAGGUCUGGUCGAGGCCACAGUAGUAGCUAGGCAGCACUUUAGCCCAGACCAACAACUAGAACUGGUCACUCAAGCUCUGGAGAAAGCUUUUCCAAAGCCUAUUCUCUCAUUGAUCAGGACGGUGCUACCACCAUCUAAACUUCAGAGGGAAUUUUUUGCAGUGUUCACCACAAUAUUCUUUUCCUGGCUAGUUGGCCCUUGCGAGGUGAGGGAAUCAAAGUUCAAUGGGAAAGAAGAAAAGAAUGUUGUCCACAUCAAAAAAUGCAGGUUUUUGGAGGAGAGUAAUUGCGUCAAUAUGUGCACUAAUCUAUGUAAGAUGCCUUCGCAAGCGUUCAUUAAGGACUCCUUUGGAGUACCAUUCAACAUGGUUCCCAAUUUUGAUGAUAUGAGCUGCGAGAUGAUAUUUGGUCAGGAACCGCCUGUACUAAGUGAGGAUCCAGCAUUUGCGCAACCAUGCUACAAACUAUGCAACGCAAAGCAAAAGCACAGUAGAUCCUGCACUAGUUAAUUCAGAAGAGCAAUGGCCUACUGACAUUUUGAAAUUCUCAGGAUAACUCGUGACUGAAUGUCAAAGUAUCCUAUUCCAACAAUGUGCAGAUGAUUUGUGACACUUGUCAAUACACGGACAAUGAAGCUUCAUCAACACACACACACACACACAGAGUUAUAUAGAAUCCCAGGGCAUCCGUAAUCUUUUUAAAGCAACUUCCUAUAGCUGUAAAGUCACUGCAUUUGAAAAAAUUGUUGUAACCAAAAACCAAAGAAAAUUACAAGCAAAUACAUCUAUUAUACACAUACAAGCAUACAAUCAUA
Molecule: messenger RNA, 1061 nt
Organism: Daucus carota subsp. sativus
Lineage: Eukaryota; Viridiplantae; Streptophyta; Magnoliopsida; Apiales; Apiaceae
Product: beta-carotene isomerase D27, chloroplastic
Exons: 7
Coding region: 1-756 (251 amino acids)
Biological process (GO): strigolactone biosynthetic process
Cellular component (GO): plastid
Molecular function (GO): iron ion binding; cis-trans isomerase activity
Source: RefSeq, a predicted model, not a curated record